Molecule: messenger RNA, 3881 nt
Organism: Scophthalmus maximus (turbot)
Lineage: Eukaryota; Metazoa; Chordata; Actinopteri; Pleuronectiformes; Scophthalmidae
Gene: dla
Product: deltaA
Exons: 13
Coding region: 635-2821 (728 amino acids)
Biological process (GO): cell communication; multicellular organism development; Notch signaling pathway
Cellular component (GO): membrane
Molecular function (GO): Notch binding; calcium ion binding
Source: RefSeq, a predicted model, not a curated record
AGGUUAAAUUCUGAGUUAUCAAGGACACAAAACAAUCUUUGGGUGCCGCAGGAGUGUGAGAGCUGUCAAAGGGAAAGAAAAAACUAUUCACAUCUCUUUUGACUCGUAGGAAUUCAGAGGAAAUCUGCAGCGGAAGAUAGUACAUCUUUGAGGGCGAACACAAAGAACGGCAUUGAGCCUUGAAGUCCAGGACCUUCAAUCAAACUUUCCCUUCCCCUCUCAAUCUGCGGUCUUUCCUUUUCGACCUUUUCCUGGUCCGGAUUCUACGUCAGCAAAGGGCCUGUCCUCAACCCAAAAAAACGACCAGACCGGUCCUAUUUGAAGCAGCAUAAUUACGACGUAUGUGGUCGUCUUAAACACCGGCGGACCUGGUUUGGGAUUUAUCCUUUUGUGUGUGUUCCUCCUCGGGACAUGAGUGAGAGCGGCGCGCCUGCAGGAAGCAGCAGCAGCGGCGGCGGCAGCAGUUGAUGAGAAACCAACCAACCGACCCGUGAGGCGACGCGCAGGGAAACGUGCUCGAUGCAUCUUCCUCAGCGGGUCUGAACAGGAGGAGGCGCCCUGAAGGAACAGCCCAGCCCCCCCCCCCCCCCCCUGCCCCCGAGACUCUUGAUUUUUUAUUUAUUCAUUAUUUAUUAUGUAUUUAUUUGAUAUGGGGCGCGUCAUCCCGCUGACUCUGACCGUCAUGUCCAUGCUGCUGUGCCAGGGGUUCUGUUCGGGGGUCUUCGAGCUGAAGCUGCAGGAGUUCCUGAACAAGAAGGGCGUGCAGGGCAACAAGAACUGCUGUAAGGGAGGAGGGGGCCCGGCCUCGUCCUUCCAGCAGCAGCAGCAGCAGCAGCAGUGCGAGUGUAAAACCUUCUUCAGGAUCUGUCUGAAGCACUACCAGCCCAACGCGUCGCCGGAGCCGCCGUGCACGUACGGCGGCGCCGUGACGCCCGUCCUCGGCUCCAACUCGUUCCAGGUGCCCGACGUCAUCCCGGAGAGCGCGUUCAGCAACCCGGUCAGGAUAAACUUCGGCUUCACGUGGCCGGGGACCUUCUCGCUGAUCAUCGAGGCGUUACACACCGACUCCAGAGACGACCUCUCCACAGAGAACCCAGACCGCGUCAUCAGCACCAUGACCACCCAGCGGCACCUGACGGUGGGCGACGAGUGGUCCCAGGACCUGCACACCGGCGGCCGGACGGAGCUCAAGUACUCGUACCGGUUCGUGUGCGACGAGCACUACUACGGCGACGGCUGCUCGGUGUUCUGCCGGCCGCGCGACGACGCCUUCGGCCACUUCACCUGCGGCGAGCGCGGGGAGAUCGUGUGCGACGCCGGCUGGAAGGGGACGUACUGCACCGAGCCGAUUUGUCUGCCGGGCUGCGACGAAGAGCAUGGCUUCUGCGAGAAACCUGGAGAGUGCAAGUGCCGAGUGGGAUUCAAAGGGCGCUACUGCGACGAGUGCAUCCGUUACCCAGGCUGCCUCCACGGGACCUGCCAGCAGCCCUGGCAGUGCAACUGUCAGGAGGGCUGGGGCGGCCUCUUCUGCAACCAAGAUCUCAACUACUGCACUCACCACAAGCCCUGCAUGAAUGGGGCCACUUGUAGCAACACCGGCCAGGGCAGCUACACCUGUUCCUGCAGGCCGGGAUUCACUGGGGCCAGCUGCGAGACCCAGGUCAACGAAUGCGCCGGAAACCCCUGCCGCAACGGAGGAAGCUGCACCGAUAUGGAAAACACGUAUACCUGCACUUGCCCCCACGGUUUCUAUGGCAACAACUGCGAGCUGAGCGCAAUGACGUGUGCGGACGGGCCCUGCUCCAACGGGGGCCGCUGCGCCGACAACCCUGACGGAGGCUACUUUUGCCAGUGCCCCACGGGAUACGCUGGGUUCAACUGCGAGAAGAAGAUCGACCACUGCACCUCCGGCCCCUGCUCCAACGGCGCGCGCUGCGUGGAUCUCGUCAACUCGUACCUGUGUCAGUGUCCAGACGGUUUCACCGGCAUGAACUGCGACCACACCGGGGACGAGUGUUCGGCGUACCCUUGCCAGAACGGUGGGACGUGCCAGGAUGGUGUCAACGGCUACACCUGCACCUGCCCACCAGGAUACACCGGCCGCAACUGUAGCUCGCCCAUCAGCCGCUGUGAACACAACCCUUGCCACAACGGCGCCACAUGCCACGAACGAAACAACCGCUAUGUCUGCGCGUGUGUCCCCGGCUACGGUGGACGGAACUGCCAGUUCCUGCUGCCAGAGCACGCCGCCAUCCGCGGCUCAGAAGUUCCCUGGAUGGCUGUCGGAUCCGGAGUGGCCCUGGUGCUGCUGCUGCUGGCGGGCUGCGCCGUACUCGUUGGAUUUUUCCGAUCAAAGGUGCAGCGCGGCGGUCAAACAGAAACCGCCUGUGAGGGAGAGACAAUAAACAACCUCACUAACAACUGUCACCGCAGUGACAGGGACCUGGCGGUCGGCAUGAUGCCGACGCCGGGGGUCAAAAAUAUCAACAAGAAGAUGGACUUCUGCAGCGCCGACCCCGAGGAAGGGUCCCCGCCGGGGAGGAGCAGCUACAAGAGCCGCCAACAGCCCGCGGACUACAACCUCGUACAAGAGGUCAACUAUGAGCAGGCGGCGAAAGAGGCCAUGCUGGAGGCAGCCUGCGAGGACAAGUGCCAGUCCCAGGACUCGUUUGAGUUCGAGGAGAAGCGCAGCAAACGUUUAAAAUGCGAUGCAUCAGAAAAGAAUGCCCCAGAAAUGUCUGCAUGUGCGGACACCAAGUACAAAUCUGUGUUUGUGAUGUCAGAAGAGAAGGACGAAUGUAUAAUCGCAACUGAGGUGUAACGAGCCAACCGAUGGCCUGCCCGUUGCUCAUUUUGCUCUAUGGGAGAGUUUUUAUACUCCUUCAGAUGCUGCUCUAACCCUAGGGGGAGGUGUCCCGCCUUGAGACUGCUGCUGAUAACUGAGACGUUUAACUGAUAUUCAGAGUGAGCUGGUUCUCUACUGGAAACUAAGUGCAGGCAGCGGCGGCCUGUGGGAUAAGAACUGGCGGGGUCGAGAAAAGAUUUUUGUUUUUGUUUUUUUACAAAAAAAGGUUAACGGUUAAAAGUAAACCGCCCACUUAGCUUUCUGUUCUGUUCUUUUUUUUAUACCGUGGGAGUUGGGGGGUUAAAGAAAUAAAAAAUAUUAAGGAACGCUGUCACACGGCGAUGCGACGCGACGCUGCGACUUUUCUUGUUUUUUGUUGCAACAUUUGCACCCGGGCCUUUUCUCUAACCCACACGUUGCCGUUGCUGAGCGCAGGAACUGCAUCAAACGGUGGAUGUUUGGCCAUAGUGGCCUGUUCUUCAUGGGCUGUGCACCAGCUGCAUCGCCACAACCCGUGGAGACUGUAUGUAUACGUGAUCACUGUGUUAACUGAAGUGCGUUGUUCUUCCCUGAGCCCUCCAAAACAUUUAUGACAUAGUAUUGUUCUUUUUCUCUUUUGGGACAUGACAAAAAAAAAAAGUGUCUUAAUGAAAUAAAUAAAAAAAAUGUUGCUUUUUUGAUACAGAUUUUGUAAAAUAAAGAAAGAAAGAAAGACAGAAAAAAAGUUAUGAUUUAAGAUUAUGAUUUAAUUUAAGUUAAUUUAAUGACUUUUGUGUUAUUUUUAUUUUGUAUUGUAUAUUUGUGAUGUUCGUUAUGAUUAUUUAAGUUGCUUUUUAAGAAAAACAAAAAUGAUGAUAUUUGCAAAGGCACUUCAGGUCAAUGGGACUUUUGUUUUGUUUUUUGAAAGAAAAAUGUUAUUUAAGAGGGAUUGUACUGUACAAAUUGUUAUGUCACUGUCUCCUUUACCAUUUUUGAAUGAAGGAAUUAGCCAAGACUAUUUUUCCAAAUAAAUAUUGCUAAACGUGAAAUUUUUCAA